Molecule: messenger RNA, 7144 nt
Organism: Artibeus jamaicensis (Jamaican fruit-eating bat)
Lineage: Eukaryota; Metazoa; Chordata; Mammalia; Chiroptera; Phyllostomidae
Gene: SC5D
Product: sterol-C5-desaturase
Exons: 5
Coding region: 118-1017 (299 amino acids)
Molecular function (GO): iron ion binding; oxidoreductase activity
Source: RefSeq, a predicted model, not a curated record
UUCUGGCUCCGCCCCUCCAAGCAGCGCCCGCUAUCUGGCGCCGGCGGUGCGCAGACCCAUACAUCCUGUGAACCCGCAGUUGCUGGGUCCGCCGCGCGUCUUCUCCCAAGGGCUAAGAUGGAUCUUGUACUCAGUGCUGCGGAUUAUUAUGUUUUUACACCGUACAUCUAUCCAGCCACCUGGCCAGAGAACAACUUCUUUCGACAGACUGUUAGUCUCCUGAUUAUAACAAAUCUUGGUGCUUAUAUCCUUUAUUUCUUCUUUGCAACACUGAGCUAUUAUUUUGUCUUUGAUCAUUCAUUAAUGAAACAUCCACAGUUUUUAAAGAAUCAAGUCUAUCGAGAGAUUAUGUACACUGUGCAGGCUUUACCGUGGAUGAGUAUUCCCACUGUUUCCUUGUUCCUGCUGGAGUUGAAGGGUUACAGCAAAUUAUAUGAUGACAUAGGAGGCUUUCCACACGGCUGGUUUCACCUCAUUGUUAGUGUCCUGUCCUUCCUCUUUUUCACUGACAUGCUCAUCUACUGGAUUCACAGAGGCCUUCAUCAUAGACUUGUCUAUAAGCACAUACAUAAACCUCACCAUGUCUGGAAGAUUCCUACUCCAUUUGCAAGUCACGCUUUUCACCCUCUGGAUGGCUUCCUGCAGAGUCUACCUUACCACAUAUACCCUUUUCUCUUUCCAUUACACAAGGUGGUUUACUUAGGUCUGUACGUCUUGGUCAAUUUCUGGACAAUUUCUAUUCAUGAUGGUGAUUUUCGUGUCCCCAAAAUCUUGAAGCCCUUUAUUAAUGGCUCAGCUCAUCAUACAGACCACCACAUGUUCUUUGACUAUAACUAUGGACAGUAUUUCACACUGUGGGAUAGGAUUGGAGGCUCAUUCAAAAACCCUUCCUCCUUUGAAGGGGAAGGACCACUUAGUUAUGUGAAGAAGAUGACACAAGAGAAGUGCAACAGCCAUUCAGGAAAUGGUUGCAAAUGUGAGAAAUUAUCCACUGAAGACUUUUCAAAGACUGAGUAGAUGAUUUCUGAAUUAUUGAAUAUUUUUAAUAAGGAAAAUUAUAUAUAGCUAAGAGACAUAGCAGGAAAAUGGUAUCAUUUGAAAAUCAGCACUGCGGGGGCUGCUGAAGAAUGAUCCUGAUGGUAGGUGAGAGGAAGAUGCUGUGAGCAUGAUGAUUUCCACCUCUUCCUUAAAAUGCGAGAUGUCAGUUUGAGGGACAGCCCGUGUCUCUCCAUCCAGCGUGUCUCUAAUCCGUGUGGCCUCCACAGCCAUCUUUUUAUGAGAUAGAAGACAAAUUAGUGAGGGGACCAGGUUAUGUCCUUUUACCUUAAUCUACUGUAUUCUAAUUUAAGAAAAAUUCAUUGUGCUCAUAAUACCAAGACUAAGCACCAUAACAAAGAAAUACUAGUGUAAAGAUGGUUCCUUGUUUCAGGAAUGGUUAUGUCUUUGAUUUUGCUCUGAUUUCUUCAAGUGGAUAAAUCAGUGUGAAGAAACAUACUAAUAUAACAUACUGGUGGCUUUGUGAAUGCCGUAAUUAAUAGCAGUGUAAUUAGAUCAUCACUUCCUACACAUAGGAAGCUUAUUCUUUGGGGACAUUGUUAAACAUUACAUUUUACUGAUAAAUAAAUUUGGGGUUUUAAAAAAUUCUUGAUACUACCAUGAUUUAAUUCAAAUCUGGAGUUAUUUAAAAAUGUCGAUGGUUAUUAUUGAAAAGCAUUAUUUAAUAAGUAUAAAAAACAUAAAUCUGAAUAUGCAGUAGUCCCCCCCCUUAUUUGUGGGGGAUUUAUUCCAAGACCCCCUGUAAGUGCAUAAAACUGCAGAUAUGUACUUCCAAACCAUAUAUAUACAACAUACAUACACACAGUAUGCUUUUCUGUACAUACAUAGCUAUGUACAGAAAUUAGGCACAUUUUAUAAAUUAUAAUUAUAAUUUAGGCACAGAUUAACAAGAGUAACUAAAUAUUACUGUGGUUAGAAAGGAAAUUUGAUAUCAAAUAAUGUAUUUGACACUUGAUUUUUAAAUUAAGUUGAUAUACUGCACUUUUUUAAAUUCAGUGUAUUUUUGGAAAAUGAAAUGUAUCCUUUUUAUGAAAAUCUUACCAUGCAAGCUAUUCAACAUAUAAAGAUGAUAACCAUUACUGAUAAAAAAUGACAUUUUUCAUAGGAUUCACAGGAAAGUAACAAUAUGUUCAGUCAGAAUUUUCUAAUUUCUCACACAACCCUGGAACCAUGUAUGUUAAAGAUCAUAAGAUAAAAUCAGUUCAGUUUUAAAACACAAAUGGCAUGUGUUGCACUGAAUUAACUUUACAAAAUAAAAUAUCCAAUGCAACUAUUCAUUUUGGCUAGAUGCACUGCACUUUUGAUGUUUCAAUGUUGCAAACCUAUAAUUUUCUAUUACCAGGAAUAUUUAGGCCUGUCUCUGAAGAUUAGUUUUGCAAUAUUCUCCCUCUUCCCCACUCACUUUAAUAUGAAACCCCAGCCCUGACUGGUGUGGUGCAAUUGGUUGGAUGUCAUCCUGCAAAGCGAAAGGCUGCUGGUUACAUUCCCAGUCAUAGCACCUGCCUGAGCUGUGGGUUAAGUGGGUCGGUGUGCUUGUGAGAGGCAACCAAUCAAUGUUUCUUUCUUGCAUGGAUGUUUCCAUCUUUCUCCCUCUGUCACUCUCUAAAUAAAAAUAUAUAAAAUCUUUAAAAAAGAAACCACAGAAAUGAUGUGGGUUGUCAAAACUGUUUUAGAAUGUUCACAAAUGCUCGAUGUCAAGGGGGAGAGAAUCACAUUUUUUUCUGUUUCACAUUUUUACUAGUGUUUUAUCACUGAGUUUUAUGAGACUAGUCAUAAAGCUUAAUAGUUGGGAUCCAGAUUAAAAUAUUUUUCUCUUUUGGUUGCUGUUACAGCAUUUGUCUUACUUAAUUACACAAUGUAGUAAUUAGUAUUUUGAACUGGUAAAUGCGUCCAAGUACUUUUUACUCACCAUCCCCAACCCUUAGUACUCCACUUUGCCCAAGAAAAAGAGGGGAAUUAAGAAGCAAAUUUUGUUUCCUCAUAAUAAUAGAAGCUAAUAAUUCAUUGAGCUUUUAUUCUUGAUCAGGCCCUGUUGUAAGUACUUGACGUGAGGAAACUGGGACCCAGUUGUGUAACUUUCCCAAGGUUAUUUCUCGUGUAUUUCAGUGUGGAUGUUACUGGUCACCAGGCAGCCUUCCACAGUCAGUCUGAGUCCCAGGCUCCUUCCAUCUUGGGAAACUACCUUCUCCCAGUCAGUUGAAGGAGCACGUAAGAGAAGAAGGAAAAGCAUACAUGGAAAAUGUUUGGGUCAGGCCUGGUAGUCAUGUAUAUGUUCCUUUGGACAAAGCUCAGUUAUGUGGCCCAUCUAACUGAAAGAGAUUCAGAGAAUUUGGAAAUGUGUCUAAUUGUAUAGCUGGGAGACUGGGUAACCAGUUUCUUAAACAGCCAGUCUGCCGUAAUCUUAUAAUUUAUUCCCCCUUUUUUUGAAGGUUCCGAUAAAGGUAUUGAAGAGAUAAAUACCCUCAAAAUUAUCUCAAGGUUUCCUUGUACUAGUUGUCUUUGUGUUCUCAAUUCCAUAACUCCAAUUAUGAGUGCUAAAGCUUCCUCUAGAUUGUUACUACUGUUCAGUAGAAAAGAAAGAGCAUAAUUUAUGGCGAGAAGGAAGCUUCCCCAAAGGUAAUCGAAGUAGUCUUGACCCUCCCACUGUUUUUCUUCAGCCUGGUCUUGUUGAGCAGUACUGGUUAAGCAGUCAGAAUGUGGGGUGGUUUGGUUUGGAUUUGCUUUUGUGUGCUACCAUUGCAGUCUUCUGUUCUCCAUUAAGGAAUUCAGGGAACAUUCAUUGAAGUGAGUAUCUAAAGUCCCUUCCACAGGAAUAUCAAGUGAAAGACAUUUUCCCUUGACUUUGAAACCUUUUAUACUUAUAGGAUAGGAAGGGAAAACCAAGAUUCCAUUUUCCACUCUUGGUUAAAAAUUGGAACAUGGAUGGAGGUGGUACAGAACCCAGAAAUCUUUUUUGAAUCCUCAGCUUCCUCUACCUAUGUCUGUCUCUCUCCCCAUCCCCCUAUGUCAGAAUGUUGCAAUUGGCUACUUCUCAUCACCCUGUGUCAUUUCUUCCAGCUUCAGUAAGUUAGCUACAGAUGUGGGAGAGAAUUGUAACCAGUGUUUGACACACGGAGUUUACAGGGCAGGCUGAUUAUUUAUGUAGAGAUGAUGUCUGAGAGGAAGAUGAAAAGUAGGGACACAAAUCAGAACAGUUGUUAUUUGGGAUUAACUCAUGGAAGAAAAAUCGAUUGCCAAGGAGAGCGUGACAAACAGGAUGUCCAAAGAAACAAACCAACUGGAGGGGAAAAGAACUCCCUUUCCUUAUUUUCCUAACAUCAAAUUCAGAACACUUAAUAAGCAGUCUAUGUCAGUGUUGACUGUUGUCCACCAUCUAGCACUGUUAUGUAUACCAUUUAUUCUAGGCCCCAAAUUUCUUAAAAGUAGAGAUCAUGUGUAAAUCAUGGUUGUAUUAAGCCAUGUGCCCUUACAGAAUGUCCAAAACAUGGUGGAGGUUCAGUAAAUACUUUGAUGAAUGAAUUAAUGAAGUGGUGGAAAUGUCAUUCUCUCCAAUAAAUAUUAAAUGAGCACCUACUAGUUGUCAAACACUGAACUAGGUGCAGAUAUGUAAUCCCGGACUCUUAAACGCUGUCUUUUUAGCCAACAAUUUGUUUCUCAUUUAUUCAUUAGCUGACAUUUGCUGUGUGCCUUGGUGGGGUGGUCAUAAAGAGAGCUAAGGGGAAAUCACAGAUAGUCCCUAUGUCAAGAAUAGACUCCUUUCCUCAAAGUUCUACCUUCCUCUGAAAAUAAAACCCAUCAAGCACCCUGGAUUCAGACCGAAUAUGAUCAGUAAUAUGGGUACUGACUGAAGAGGUGGGCAAAUCUGUGUGGAGUUAACUUUUUAGAACAGUGCUCAGGAUACAAAAAUCCUUAUACAAGAAAUGACAAACCUGGGAGGAUAAGCUAUAACUUCAGCUAGACUGUAGUUCAUCUCAGGAACUGGAAAAGUGAAGAGCUUUAGAGUUACAUAGUUUUCAAUCUUGGCUGUGUCCUUGGCAGGUUGCAUGACCUUGGUUUCUCCAUCCAUAAGCUGAUAGAAAUACUACCUAUCUGCCCUGGCUGGUGUGGCUCAGUGGUUUGGGUGCGGGCCUGCGAACCAAAGGAUCUCAGUUCGAUUCCUGGUUGGGGCACGUGCCUGGGUUGCAGGCCAAUUACAAGUGGGGGACAUGGGGGUGGGGGGACAACCACACAUUGAUAUUUCUCUCUCUCUCUCCUUACCUUACCCUCUAAGGAUAAAUAAAAUCUUAAAAAAAAAUACUACCUAUCUAAUGCAGUUAAACUAGAAACAAAUGUGAAUGGAGGUUCUUACUCAUGUAACUUGUGCUUCACAUCUCUUUCUAGGUUUAAUGAUCAUUGUUAUUAUACCUAGGGAAUAAUUCCAGGGAGGAAAAAAGCCUAGAUUCUUUCACCUUAAAAUUGGGUAAAAAACAGGAGACAUAACUAUGGAAGUUGAUGCGAAGUUACUUGGAGGAAGAGUACCAAUUGCCAGCGAAUGUGGUCAGCCUCUAGAAGCUGGAAGAGAACCCCCGGUGCAAUCUUAAAUAGAAGUAGUAAGAGUGAUAUCUUUUUAUUGUUCCUGAUCUUAAGAGGUCAUAGUGAGAAGUGUUUCUAGAGAAGCCAAAAAAAAAAAAUCCCACCAGAAACUCACCAAGCUGGCACCUUGAUCUCGGACUUCAGCUUCAGUUGCCAGAAUUCUAAGAAAAUAAAUUAUUCAGCCAAAACAAAAGAGUAAAAAUCAUGAGGUUCACUAGAGAUAGGGAAUACAGAGGAAAAUCAUAUAAGUAAAACUAUACAAUUUUGCUAACUAUAUAAAAUUACUACAAUAUUUACUGUAAAUUUUAUAAGUUUAAAGAUACCUAAAUUUUUCACUACUAAAUAAUUUUACUAUAAAUAUUGCUAUAAACCAUAAGAUCAGUCUCCAAGAUUUUAAGGUAAAGAGGAAGAAACUUCCCUGAAAAAUAAAAAAUGUAUUACGAAAGGCAGGAUGGGAGUAUUGUGUGCACCACAUUGUCAGUGAGCCUUCCUGUCCAAGCAGUGUUUUGGUAUGGGAAGAAAAACACAAAUAAUUGCUUCAAUUAAUAUUUCCUUUGUUGAAAUACAUUUAAAACAGUUUUUUGUAACCUCUGAACUCAAUUUAGAGAUCUUAUUAAGAUAUAAGUAAAAUUUGUAUAAAAAAAUUUUCAUUAAUGAUACAGUUGAUCAAAUACUCCUAAACAUUUAACAUCAUUUACAUACUUGAUUAAUCAUAUUUUCUUAAACAUUUGAUAAGAGAUUUAAUGUCUUUGAGACAUCCCCCACUAAGGAAGACUUACAUACUUGAGAUAUUUUUCUUAGCCUCCUUGACAACGCAUACUUAAUAUACUUAAACACAAAAUAGCAUAACUAUAUCAAAGUCAUUCAACAUCAAAGUAUUCAUACUACAGACUUUUAUUUACUUCCCAUUUGUCAUUUCGCAUGCAUUCCUGUGUUUGAAGAAUAUAAUUUUGUUAACUGUGCCCUUUGCUGAAAUGGAAACUUGGCCCCAGACAUGUGCUACCAGAUGAGAAAGAGGAACCUAGAAAGUCGGUGUGCACGCCACUGCCUGCGCUUGCAAUGGCUCUUGUCUUCCCCUUCAGUAGGACCUUUUUUCUUUUAACCAGCUUAAUGGGGACAUGAUUUACAUACAAUAAAAUUACCCAUUUUAACUGUCUGCAUUGAUGAACUUUGACAAAUGUGUACAUGUAACCACCACCUCAGUCAAGUUACAAGGAUUUUUUUCCCCAGAAAAAGUUUAUUUCCCUUCAUAAUCUCCCCAGCCCUAGGUAACCACAGGAGAUUAAUUUGGCCUAUUGUAGCAUUUCAUAUGACUUGCAUCAGAUGAUAUGUACUGUUGUGUUUGAUUUUUUAAUUUACCAUAUUUUGAGAUGCAUUUUGAUGUAUAUUUCUAUAGUUAUUGAUUGAUGAAUAGUAUUCCAUUGUAUAUCACAAUUUGUAUAUCUGAGUACUUGUUGAUGGAUAGUUGAGUUAUUUCUAGUGUGAGGUUAUUAUGAAUAAAGUUACUACAAAAGUG